This is a messenger RNA of Microsporum canis CBS 113480, 768 nucleotides long. RefSeq names its product pyridoxamine phosphate oxidase family protein. The coding region runs from base 1 to 768 and encodes 255 amino acids. NCBI's taxonomy places the organism in Eukaryota, Fungi, Ascomycota, Eurotiomycetes, Onygenales, Arthrodermataceae. The transcript has 2 exons. The record is from RefSeq and is a predicted model, not a curated record.
AUGGUACAGUUCUAUCCGUCCGUCUCGUCCGACCACCAGGAAUGGAUGCUCAACCAGCCCGUCUUCUUCGUUGCUUCAGCUCCCAGUCGCGGCAAACACAUCAACAUCUCGCCCAAAGGCCUGCCGUCGACCUCUCUCGCCAUCCUCUCGCCCAACGAAGCGGCCUAUCUCGAUGCCACCGGCUCUGGCAACGAGACCAUCAGCCAUGUGCGUGAGAAUGGCCGAAUCACGGUCAUGUUCUGCUCCUUUGGCCCAGCGCCUCGCAUCCUCCGGCUCUUCUGCACCGGAAAGGUGGUUGAGUAUAAUGACCCUGCGUUUAGGAGCUGGCUGAACAAGAUGAACCUUGCAGAGAAUUACAUCGUCGGCGCCAGAGCCGUUAUUACGCUGGAUAUCUUCCAGGUGCAGACGUCCUGCGGCUUUGGGGUCCCUCGCCUUGCUCUCCGUACAGACGCAGAGACGGGAGCAGUGAAGCCCUAUCUCCAGGACCGUGAGACCAUCUCUGAGUGGGGCGAGAAGAAGUUGGUCAAGCAGGAGUUGUUCAAGUACCAGCAAGUGUGGAAUGCAGAGUCUCUCGACGGUCUGCCAGGCCUGCGCGCCGCCAUGCUUGCUCGCGGGAAGUCCAAGGUCGCUGUCGGCCUGUCCAUCGCCUUGUACAGAUAUCGACGGCUGGUCGAGCUGGUCGGCGCUGUGUUUGUGACGGUGCUGGCUCUCUGGUUUGCUGGGUGUUUGAAGCAGCCAGCCAUGCUCAAUAGUACGGCUUCCAUAUGA